This is a messenger RNA of Oppia nitens, 4786 nucleotides long. RefSeq lists its product as uncharacterized. Gene Ontology annotation, cellular component: mitotic spindle; nucleus; centrosome. The record is from RefSeq and is a predicted model, not a curated record. Gene Ontology annotation, biological process: proteolysis; meiotic chromosome separation. The transcript is spliced from 3 exons. Lineage: Eukaryota; Metazoa; Arthropoda; Arachnida; Sarcoptiformes; Oppiidae. Bases 193 to 4692 code for a protein of 1499 amino acids. Gene Ontology annotation, molecular function: cysteine-type endopeptidase activity.
GAGAACGAAUUGAAUACUAAGUGUCCAAUAGGAGAGUCAGUGACUAAAGUUAAACUCAUAUUUCGAAUGAUUUGGAGCUAAAUGUGAGCAUUGAAUGAAUGAAUGACUGAUUAAAUCAAUGAAUGAAUAAUUGUUUGAAUAAUUGUUUGACUAUUAGUUUAAUUGUAAUAAUAAUUGCAAUCAAUUAGUGAAAUGUCAUCCAAUGUGUUGAAGAGUAUCACUGAUUGCUAUAACUUUAGCGAUGAAAGCAAAACAAAGAAAACGAAAACCCGAAGACCAACGGUGGCCACCAAUGAAUGUAUACGUAAAUUGUCGACAAAGCCAUCAAAUGAGACCAAACGUGAGGGCAAAUGGAGGUGUGAUGUAAUGCGGGACACACUGUCCACUGCCCAGUGGCUCAAUGGUGUCCGCGCACAACAUGACCACACCAUCGACACUGUACUCAAACAACUCAUCAAUCAUACCAUCGAUGGUUGCAAUUGUGUCAACAUUUGUUCCGUUCAUUUACUUAUUGGUAACACUUAUUUGGAAAGAUUUUUAUUGACUCUCAAAGAGUUUGACGACAAAGUUGUUACUCAAGAAGUGAAAUGCAAUGACUUGAAUAACAUCUGUAAAGACAAUCCUUUUAGUAUUAAUGAUAUUCCCGUUCAGAAAGAGAGCAAAUGUGAGUCAAAUGUAAUGCCAGAGUUGGUUAACAUGAAGAGUAUGACAAACUUGUUGGCGCCCAUCGAUAGUGCUGUCGAUCAUUGGACUCAAGCACUGGACUUCGGCAUCAAAAUGAAGAAUUAUAUGAAUGAAGAACUCAUAAUUGGUCUCAAGAUUUACUAUAACUUAUAUUCAGUCAUUCAAAUCAACGCUUUUUAUAAACGAUUUGAAUCUCGACUCAAAUCAAUUCAUUUGUUGAACAAGUUUUGCGAACAUUUCUCUAAUAAAUACUCUGAAAUGAGUUUAACUGCCAAUUAUUUUUUAGUGAAGACUUAUUUGGAUUUAGGAGAAACCAAUAGAGCCAACGCUAUUUUGAUCCGUAAUAAGUCGUCCAAUAACUGCGGACAACCAAACAAUGAAACAUUUGCCACUUCGUUGAACUUUUUGGCAAAAUGUGAAUUGGAUUUAAAGAGAGGAUACACUGAAAGAGCGGCCAAAAUGUUAUGCACUUUUUUGUCAUCAGAUUAUGUCAAAAAACUAACUAUAAAUCGCUAUUAUAUUAAAGGAUUGGCUCUACUAUUAGCCACACAUUUCCCAUCAAAACAUUUUAAUUAUGAUCAGUAUUUGCGUGAAUUUAUUGAACCGACUUCUAUAGCUAUAUGUAUAUUAAAGCGAUGGCAUAAAUGUUUGACGUCUUCUAAUAAGUCUAACGAUGAAAAUAUAAUAAACGUCGGCGACGUCGACCCCAUUUGGUAUCGUUUUUCAGUUCUUAACUUUGCUUUCGAUGCCAUUCAGAUGUCUCUUAAAUUUUAUCAAAACAUUGAGAUGCCUUUGGAUGCCAUAUAUUCGUAUAAUUGUUUGCUAAAAGUUGGUCGAAGAUGUUGUGCAACUGUGCGUGUCGCAGAAUUGCUUAUAAGUGGUUCACAAUUGGAUAAUCUAUGUGAUCAUAAAUAUGCUUCACAAUUAAAGCUCAAAAAUGCAAUGCUAUGUAUAAGCCAUAACCGUUGGUCAUCUGAUGAUGAAUCAGUAUUUGAUUCGGGAUCUUCAAUAUCGACAAUAUCACCCGACACCAAACGUGCCAUUCACGGACAUAUACCUAAAAAACAAAGCCUUAUUGACAAUAUUUUUACAAAAGAAGUCAUAACCAUUGAUUCAUCGAAUAGUGAUUUGUCAGAUAAUGAAGACUGUCAUCACACGGGCUUACGACCACUUUGGGAGGUAAAGAAAAAAUUAAGACAAUUGGACAACAAGUAUAGCGAUGAUUCUGAAGACUUUCUAAAUGAUAAUAAACGCGUGACUCUAACUGAAGAAUUGUUGAAUGAAAGUGAUUAUGAAAACCAAAUAAUUGAUUUGUUUUUAACGAAACUUGAAAUUAAAUUCAAUGAACUAUUAACUGAUGAAAUGGAUAUGAAAACACCGAAUUACACCUUUAGUCAAGUGUCUGCUCUUUUAGUACACAUUGAGAAAUAUGCUUCAAAUGUAAUGAAACCUAUUAUUAUUAAACAUAUUUCUGAUUGUAAAAUACAAGAAAUUGAGACGAAUUAUGUUAAGUAUAAACUAUUGAAAAUGCAAUUUAUUGAGACUUUGGCUCGACUUCAGAUUCAAAUGAAAGAGUUUGUUAAUGUGAUUAACACUUGUAGUCAUUUGACUCAAUUGAAGACAUUUGCAUACGAAGAGCGAUGUAUUCAAUCAAAGCUAUUAUAUUAUGAGGCAUUCGCUAAAUUUAGUUUAUUUAUAACAAACUGCAACACAAAUAAAGCAAACAAUGUUUGGCUUGAAUAUAACAGUCAUUUUAUUAAUGAACUAAUUAGUAGUUCCCUUAUAACCAUUAAUAAGUCUUCAACUCCUCCGAGUAUCACUAAAUCUGAUAUUAAAACCUCAAGAAAAGUUCCAAACGCUCCCAAACAGAAACAAUUUAAAGAUAAAGAUAUUGGCGAUUAUGUGUCUGAACUUAAUUAUGAAGAUAACAACUCUGAUGACGACAACAACAAUGAUAAAAAUGUAUCUAAACUUAAGGCUUGUAUGAGACUUAACUUUGAACGUGACUGUGAAGUGCGUUCGCAUUCAAUGACUGAUUUAGUCUCUAAUGAUAGUCAGGAUAUUGUGGUAAUCGAUGUGAUUCCUAAAGUGGAAUCUAACUCAAAGACAACACAACGUAUCACUCGAUCGAAAACAAAUUUAAUGAAAUCUUCGGUACGUUUGAGUGAUAAUGAAGAUAAUGUGGAGAAGAAAACAAAACGAUCGUAUAAUAAGUCAACAAAAACUAAUGUCUUUAUUAAUGAUGUUUCAAAUAAUAUCAAUAGCGUUGAUAAAGAUAUUGAAGAACUGGAUGAUGUGUUUAAUAAAAAGCUAGUAAUUAAUGAAGAAAUUGGUUUAAAAGAAACUGUUAGAAAACAAACAGAUAUUGAAUUAAUUAUCUCAACUCUACAAUGUGUUUAUGAUUUAAUUGGUUUGCAUCCCAUUUGCAAACUUUAUAUAUUAGUUAAUAAAUUAUUAACAGAUAUUUAUUCAUUGGAUAAAUUGAAAAAUGAAGAUAAAGUUGGUUAUCAUUUUUGUGAGAUGAAUGCUAUAACUUAUAGAUACAGGAAUUUAUUUAUUGCUGAAAGAAAACGAAAACUGAAUAAAUUGUUUAAAUAUGAUGUAAACUCACUAUCAUUUGACAAACUAAUGGUUUCGGGUAAUAACAGCUAUAAAGUAUAUACUGAUAGUCUACCAAAUGACUGGCGUGUCAUUCAAAUUACAGCCAUUAAUAAUGACUCUAAUAUUCCCAAUUUAAUCGUCUGUCGCUAUCAAAAGAGUCGAAAACCAGUAUUUCUUAAAAUAAAAGCUGAUCCACAAAAGAUAAUUAAACAUUUUAUGACACAUUUUAUGGAAAUAAUUGAAAAGUCAAACGCAUCGAUUGCUAACAAAGAUAAAGAAACAUUUUGGCGCUUAAGAUACUCUUUGGAUGACGAGAUGAAGAUGUUGUUGAAGAGUGUUGAGGACACCUGGUUUGGAGCAUUUCGUGGAAUACUUUUGGGCCAAAUUCAAGAUAAACGUUAUCUUAAAACGUGUCAAUUGUUGUGCACUUAUAUAAGGGAUUUAAUGAAAAACCAAGGACUUGAUUGCAAAAAUACAGCACUUCUUGAAGUAGUUGUCGAGUCAUUACCUAUACUCAGAUACAGUGAAUUUAGAUCAGCCAUUAAAUUACUGUUUAAUAUGCCGUCCGAUUCUAUAAUUUCCAAAUGUUAUCAAAAAUAUGAGCAAUUAAUUAAUGAUAUUUUUCCAAUUGAUAACAAAGAGAUGAUUUACUCUACAUAUAACAUAUCGCCAGUCGGUAUAAUACUUGAUAAAUCAUUGGAAGCGUUUCCAUUUGAAUCAUUGCCAUCACUUGAAACAUAUAAUCAGUCAGUAUUCAGGACACCAUCACUAAGAGUUUUAUCUCUAAUGUAUAAAGCAUUCAAAAAUAAUAUUUAUGCGAAUGGUUUAAAUGAGUCGAGCGUUUAUUAUGUGGUGAAUCCGGCGGACAAUUUGGCUAAAACUCAGAACUACUUUAAAGAGACUUUUGAUGCGAUGAAAGAAUGGAAAGGAGUUAUUGGAGAAGUUCCACAAUCUUUGCAAUUAAAGACUGCAUUUGAGUCUAAAGAUGUUUAUAUAUUCUUCGGCCACGGAGCCGGUGCAUCAUAUUAUAGAUCAGUUCCCGAUGGACUUGAUUCAUGUAAUAUCAAUUGUGCCGCUAUUGUAAUGGGUUGUAGUAGUGGUAAAUUGUUUUCUGAUGGUUACAAAUUAGAAACACAUGGAACGCCCUAUAGAUUUAUUAUGAAUGGCUGUCCCUGUUAUGUGGGUGUCCUCUGGGAUGUUACCGAUGUUGAUAUCGACAAGUUUUCCGAUCACAUGUUAAGCUAUUGUUUUACAAAAUGGAAACCAGAGCUAAAUAAUUUGAAUACCAAUAAAUCAAUUACAACAGGCGUCUCAAUGUCCCGAAAAUAUUGUAAACUUAAAUAUUUGAUUGGAGCCGCACCUGUAGUCUAUGGAUUACCAUUGUUUGCCAAAUGCAGUUCAAAUUAAAUUUAUAUUCUUAUAUAUUUGAGUUGAUUUUAUAAUAAUAUUUUUAGUUUGGAAUUAUUAUACCAUUUAUUUAUCUUAAUAUACACAAUAUCUA